CUUAUUGAGAAUUAAACAGAAAAAACCCUCAUAUAUAUAAAUAUAUAUAUGCAAUUUAAAGCUGUACCAAAAUACAUUACUUUUGGCUUCUUCAACUAUUAAAGGCUCCUUUGUGCUUCUUCAAAUAUUCGCCUCUCUCUGCCAUCCUUCGGUUUUUAACUUCCUUUUCACGCUCUGGUGUGCGGUCUUUGAGAGUCUAACCAAAGCAGGUUCAAAAGGUCUCCGAGAGUUCGGAUUUGAGUUCGGCUGCAAGCGUUUCCUCUGCUUUUAACAUUUAGGUUGUGGAAUAUUGGCGGUGAUGAUUGGAUGAUUUCACUAAUAUGUUGAGUUCGUACAUGGAAUUACAGCUUUGCACUCAUGUUCUUCAAAGGGUGGCAUCUGAUGCCCACAUUUUAGGGCAUGCUUGUUUAACGUAGUGUGGUCAAAAGGAGAGAUUUACUUUUUGCAGGAAUAGCAAUCAAAUCAAGACAACCAGAAUUUGAUUUAAUACAAGUUGGAAAGGGUUGAGGAAGUGAUCUCCCAUUCACGGUGGGAAAAAGUGUCGAAUUACAUGAAUAAUACACCGCAACAUGUUGCUCAAACCUGCCCUAAAGUGGGUUUAUGUGUGUACAUCCAUAUGUUGUCCUGUUAGUUGAGUAAUAAGUAAAUCAAAGAGCCAUGAAUGACAGCGGUGCCCCGGCAACACCUACUGCACGGCUUCGGCACCGCAAACGCUCAAAUGAGGGUCCUCCAGAUGUUGGCAAAGCAAAUGGAGGCCAUUUACUUGUUAAUGAUCAAAACAAAUACAGGUCAAUGUGGAUCCGUGCCUAUUCAACUGUUUGGAUGAUUGGGGGCUUUGCAUUAAUAAUCUACAUGGGUCAUCUCUACAUUUGGGCUAUGGUGGUUGUUAUCCAAAUCUUUAUGGCAAAAGAACUGUUUAAUUUACUGAGGAAAGCACAUGAAGAUAGCCACCUCCCAGGAUUUAGGCUACUGAAUUGGCAUUUUUUCUUCACUGCCAUGCUAUUUGUAUAUGGACGUAUUCUAAGUCAAAGGCUCGUCAACACUGUCACUUCAGACAAACUUCUAUUUCAGUUUGUGAGCAGUUCUGUCAAGUAUCAUAUGGUUACCUGUUAUUUCUUGUAUAUUGCAGGUUUCAUGUGGUUCAUUCUUACACUAAAGAAGAAGAUGUACAAGUAUCAAUUUAGCCAAUACGCAUGGACCCACAUGAUUCUGAUUGUGGUGUUUACACAAUCAUCGUUCACUGUAGCCAACAUUUUUGAAGGAAUCUUCUGGUUUCUUCUUCCAGCAUCCCUUAUUGUUAUCAAUGAUAUUGCUGCUUAUAUCUUCGGUUUCUUCUUCGGAAAAACCCCUUUGAUCAAGUUAUCGCCCAAAAAAACAUGGGAGGGUUUCAUUGGAGCAUCUGUUACAACAAUAAUCUCUGCAUUUGUGAUAGCGAAUAUCCUGGGUCGUUUUCAGUGGCUAACAUGCCCAAGGAAGGAUUUAUCAACUGGUUGGCUUCAUUGUGAUCCUGGUCCAUUGUUUAAACCGGAGUAUUUCAUUUUACCAGGAUGGGUUCCUCAAUGGUUCCCAUGGAGAGAGAUCCCAAUUUUGCCAGUUCAGUGGCAUGCACUGUGUCUUGGUCUUUUUGCAUCAAUAAUAGCCCCCUUUGGAGGUUUUUUUGCAAGUGGUUUUAAAAGAGCUUUCAAGAUCAAGGAUUUUGGAGAUAGUAUUCCCGGCCAUGGUGGAAUGACAGAUAGAAUGGAUUGCCAGAUGGUGAUGGCCGUGUUUGCCUACAUUUAUCAUCAGUCAUUUGUUGUGUCUCAAGGCCUCUCAGUAGAGAUGAUUUUGGACCAGAUAUUAAUGAGCCUCACUUACGAGGAGCAGCGAGCUUUGUACGUGAGGCUUGGUCAGAUUGUCCAAGGGCGGCAGCUUUGAAUAACUUGACUUUCCAGGACUGCAUGACGUGUCAUUUAAACCUCUCCAGCAUGUUUUGUAAACUAUAUUGCCUCGUACGACCCUGUCCAAAUGUUUAGCUGGAGACCAUUUUUACAGUGCACAUUCUGUAUAGUGUUUGUCACCCAUCUAAUAUGAAUAAAUUUCUCACUGUACAGUA
Molecule: messenger RNA, 2092 nt
Organism: Cornus florida
Lineage: Eukaryota; Viridiplantae; Streptophyta; Magnoliopsida; Cornales; Cornaceae
Product: phosphatidate cytidylyltransferase 1-like
Exons: 16
Coding region: 658-1914 (418 amino acids)
Cellular component (GO): endoplasmic reticulum membrane
Molecular function (GO): phosphatidate cytidylyltransferase activity
Source: RefSeq, a predicted model, not a curated record